Prorocentrum cordatum is the source of this 942-nucleotide messenger RNA. NCBI's taxonomy places the organism in Eukaryota, Dinophyceae, Prorocentrales, Prorocentraceae. The record is from the annotation of a GenBank genome assembly.
GUCAAGGGCAGCAAGCUCGUGGGCGAGCACGGCAAGCCGGUGCGCUUGCGGGGCGUCUCCCUCUUCUGGUCGCAGUGGAUGGGGAAAUACUGGACUGCGGACGUGGUCAGGUGGCUCAAGAAGGACUGGCACGUCUCCUUGAUCCGCGCGGCGAUGGCCGUGGAGAGCGGCGGCUACAUCGACAACCCUGGCGCCGAGCGGCAGAAGCUGGAGGCGGUCGUGGAUGCAUGUAUCGAAGAGGGCGUUUACGUGAUCAUCGAUUGGCACGACUACCACGCCGAGAAUCACCUCGAGGACGCGAAGGCCUUCUUCGGGGAGAUGGCGAAGAAGUACGGAGACGAGCCCGCCGUGCUGUUCGAGACCUUCAACGAGCCCCAGCAGGAGGGCUGGAAGAGCCAGAUCGAGCCCUACCACGAGCAGGUCGUGAAGGAGAUCCGCAAGCACUCGGACAACGUCAUCAUCCUGGGCACCAGGACGUGGUCCCAGGAGGUCGACAAGGCCUCCAAGCACCCUGUACCAGGCGAGAACCUGGCUUACACCGUCCACUUCUACGCAGCCUCGAUGGGACAGGAGCUGCGGGACAGGGUCGUUGCGGCGCUGCGCAACGGCGUCGCCGUCUUCGCCACGGAGUGGGGCACCUGCGAGUACACCGGCGACGGUCGCGUGGACCUGGGCUCGACGCAGGAGUGGCUCGAUUUCCUGGAGGAGCACCAGAUCUCCGACGCCAACUGGGCCAUCAGCGACAAGCCCGAGGCCUGCUCGGCGCUGCGCGACAGCGCCAGUGCCUCCGGGGGCUGGUCCGAGGAGGACCUCACCGAGUCGGGCGCGUUCGUGCGCGGCUCCAUCCGGGAGCGCGCGCACGCGGCCCCCGGCGGCGGGGACGUCACGGAGGCGUUCGUGAGGAAGCACUCCCUGCACCGCGGGCUUCUCCGCGCUGGCGGC